AUGUCAGACCUUGUGCAGUGGCUCAUUGACAACGAGCCAGAGUUCAGCAGGAAACGACUACCGUCACUCUAUUCCGACCUAGCUCAACAGAAGUCAGCCAAUCCUGAUGGCUUUGCCGCAAAUGCGACGGCAUGGCAGAAGGCGCUCAUCAGGGCUGCUUUGGCAGGCCAACUUCCUGGCGAACUGAAGAUUAUAUUACGGACAUCAGAUGAUCUGCUCCACGCACUUCACAGUCCCCGAUACGGGUUACCUACAGGCUUAGGGACAAUACUCGACGAAGCAAUCCGAACGAGAAAGCUGGUCGCACUCAAAGAUUUUACAAGCGCCGAACAAAGUAUCUACCAACAAAGCUGGAGUUUAGGGUCUCUUCUCAGAUGGGGCUUGACACAGGCAGGAUUGUGGAGAAGUGAUUCUUGGGACACAUCCGGCAGGCUCAAGAAGGGUGAUCUUGUCGUUAUUGAGGGUCUUGAACAGCUGGAGCGCCAGCUGACUGCUCUGCGCAAGAACGACGGUCAAGGAAUUACCGAUCGCAUCCUGUCUCGAGAGGCAUUCUCGCAGCUGGUAGCCGGGACGGAAAUCGGUACCCUCACAGCACGUGAAAUCGAAUGUCUGUUACAGUUUCUCUAUCGUGACAAACAAGUAUUAUCAUAUGAUGCACAUACAGUCAAGUUCAGAGCACCUUCAUCCAACAAACCUGAGAGCAUAUCCGAAGAAGAUGCACAUAUUGCCAAUGUCAAGACCACGAUAGCUACGCUAGAGUCACAGGUGGCAGCUCUGAACACACGUAUUGGCAAUUUACAGCAGACUGCUCUGAAAGCUGUGCAGAGCAAGAACAGGAACGCUGCCUUGUCAGCCCUAAGGUCAAAGAAGCUUGCAGAAACUGCUCUGCAACAACGUACAAGCAUGCUCGCACAGGUGGAAGAAGUUUACUCGAAGAUCGAACAAGCAAUAGAUCAGGUUUCGUUCUUGCAAGUGAUGCAGGCUUCGGCUGAUACAUUGAAAACCCUGAACAAACGUGUUGGAAGUGUGGAGAAGGUUGAUGCAAUCAUGGAAGACCUGAGGGAACAGAUGUCAGAAACCGCCGAGACUGGACAGGUAUUGCAAGAACCGCUGACUGGCAAUGCUGUUUUGGACGAGGCAGAAGUCGAUGACGAGCUUGAAGCCAUGGAGAAAGAAGAGCAAACUCGUAAAGAGAAGCUUCAAGACGAUGCCAAUCAAGCCAGAUUGACUGAGCUUGGUCAAUUUGAGAAAGAGGCUACACACAAGACGGUUUGGGGGAAUGAUGGCGAUGCUGCUACGAAGACGCAGGUCGAUACAGAUCUCGCAAGCAGUUCUCAGAGGCUCGAGCAAGUGAGCUUGAAUGCUGGCGCAGGGAUUCCGAAAGACGGGGAUACACGCAAACGCGAGGCACAACCAGAAGCCGCGUGA
Molecule: messenger RNA, 1428 nt
Organism: Lithohypha guttulata
Lineage: Eukaryota; Fungi; Ascomycota; Eurotiomycetes; Chaetothyriales; Trichomeriaceae
Exons: 2
Coding region: 1-1428 (475 amino acids)
Biological process (GO): vesicle budding from membrane; late endosome to vacuole transport via multivesicular body sorting pathway
Cellular component (GO): ESCRT III complex; multivesicular body
Source: RefSeq, a predicted model, not a curated record